Messenger RNA from Sabethes cyaneus, 2277 nucleotides. RefSeq names its product U3 small nucleolar RNA-associated protein 25 homolog. Gene Ontology annotation, molecular function: U3 snoRNA binding; rRNA binding. The coding region runs from base 1 to 2277 and encodes 758 amino acids. Gene Ontology annotation, cellular component: nucleolus; small-subunit processome. The record is from RefSeq and is a predicted model, not a curated record. Lineage: Eukaryota; Metazoa; Arthropoda; Insecta; Diptera; Culicidae. Gene Ontology annotation, biological process: maturation of SSU-rRNA from tricistronic rRNA transcript (SSU-rRNA, 5.8S rRNA, LSU-rRNA). The transcript has a single exon.
AUGGUCAACAAGCACAAACCGUCCGGUGGUCGUCGCCGGGGCCAGCAGUUUCUCUCGGUGGCAAUGAAAAAACAACGCCGUAAGGAGCGUGCCCAGCGGGCACCAGUUUCCCGUUUCAAGAAAAACCUAAAACACAUCGAGCGCAGCAAGGAGGCAAACGAGGCCCUGAAGCGGCAGCAGGAAGCGGAGCGCAAGUACAAGACCAAAAUGAACGGUCCAUCCGUUGAGGAGCAACUUGUUGAACAGGAUGAUGGCCUUCUGUCGUCGGGUGACGAACUCGAGGAACGUGAGGACGAUUUCGAGGUACUGAUGAAGACGCUGAACGGCGGUCGUAAAGGUACCGCCAAGCGGGAGGAGGCGAUCGAAAGUGAUGAAAGUGAAAGCGAAAGUGAGGAAGAACAGGAACAGGAAAUGCAGGUGGACAGUGGUGGAGAGAACGGCUCGUCCGAUUCGGAUGGGGAAGUUGAGUUGGGUCAUGAAACGGAUGAGGAACAAACCGAACCGGAAGGGGAUCCUUAUUUGGCUCACGUUAGCAACAAUAUUAGUAAUCAGAUGCUGGAGUCCCUUUCUGCGGAGCCGGUUGUGGUGCAAAAAAGUACCGUCAAGUUCCGAAAGUUAGGACAACUGAUGGUGGAGAUUCCAAAGGAUGGUAAAAGGGAUAACAGAGGUAGCACUCUUUUGGCGGAUGAUGAAACGUACGCUUCCGAAGGAAGCGUUCCUAAACUGUUGGAUCUUGAUAAAGAGCUGUAUAUAAAGGCUAAGAUUAAACGUCGGUUGGAGGAUGGUUCGUUUUUUACCGAUCUUCAGACGGAAUGUUUCUCAGUGCUGAACAACUAUCAGGAUUUGUUCUACCCGGCGAGAAGUUUGGACAACGGAGAGGAAAUUCGAUUUGUCUACUGCCUGCAUGCCUUGAACCAUAUACUGAAAGCAACUUCAAAAAUAUUACACCAUAAUUUAAAACUUGCAGAAGCCACCAGUCACAAAAAGAAGAAGAAGAAAAGUACCCCGAAGAAGGAGACGGUUGUUCCCGAAUAUCGCGAUCAGGGUUUGGUUCGUCCUAAAGUGCUGAUCGUGGUGCCUUUUCGAAGCGCAGCUUUGAAAGUGAUCGAAACCCUGAAACAAUUAUUCGCUGGCGAUGAUUCGAAAGCGGUCACCAACUACAAGCGCUUUCAGGCGGAAUACGGCGGAGACACACUUUACUUCCCGAAACACAAUCCAAAGCCGGAAGAUUACGAGCGAACGUUCGCCGGCAACACGGACGAUAAUUUUCGUAUCGGAAUUUCGUUCGGUAAAAGUUCGAUGAAACUGUACACUAAAUACUACAAUUCGGAUUUGAUUGUGGCUUCGCCACUGGGCCUGCGCAUGACUAUCGGCGCGGAAGGAGAGUCGGAACGAGAUUACGACUUUCUCGCUUCGAUUGAGCUGCUGAUUUUGGAUCAAGCGGAAGUUUGUCUGGCUCAAAACUGGGACCACGUGAUCCAUUUGAUGGAUCACCUUCACCUGCAGCCGCAAAGUACGGAGCACACAGACUUUUCCCGCGUCCGCUAUUGGUGUCUUAACGGCUGGUCCCGUUUCUAUCGGCAAACGGUUUUACUGGCUUCUCACGAUCUGCCAGAAUUUCGAUCCAUCUUCAACAACAAAUGUUGUAACUAUCGGGGAAAAGUUCGGGUUGCCAAUCCGGUCAAAGGUGGCUCCAUCCGACAUGUAGUCGUGCAAGUCCCACAAACCUUUCACCGUAUUGAGGUGAAAUCAUUGGAACAAUCAUUUGAUGCUAAGUUUCUACACUUCACAAGCGUCUUGCUACCGCAGCUCCGCUCAAUCACAAUGGCCCGCUGUUUGUUGUACGUUCCGUCCUACUUCGACUACGUCCGAUUGCGAAACUACUUCAAAAAGGAGGAACUAAGUUUCGUGCAAAUAUGCGAGUACUCGAAGGAUGCCAAAAUCGCGCGUGCUCGGGACAUGUUCUUCCACGGUAGCAGCCAUUUUAUGCUGUACUCCGAGCGGUCGCACUUCUUCCGCCGUCCCCGGAUCAAGGGCAUCCGCCAUCUGGUGUUCUAUCAGCUGCCAACCUAUCCUUCAUUUUACGCUGAAAUGAUCAACCUAAUGGCUAACGAUUAUCAAAACCGGAAGGACGGAAUCGAUGCUAGUUCAAUGACAGUGACCGUACUCUACACCAAGUACGACCUGCUCCGACUGGCGUCAGUUAUCGGUACCGAUCAAGCCAGCAAGCUGGCAGCGAGUGCCAAAGCAGCACACACCUUCACCACGCUAAAGUAA